Molecule: messenger RNA, 2076 nt
Organism: Nerophis lumbriciformis (worm pipefish)
Lineage: Eukaryota; Metazoa; Chordata; Actinopteri; Syngnathiformes; Syngnathidae
Source: RefSeq, a predicted model, not a curated record
AUGGACCGCUGCAAGCACGUGGGGCGUCUGCGUCUGGCCCCGGAUCACUCCAUCCUAAACCCGCAGAAGUGGCACUGCGUGGACUGCAACACCAGCGAGUCCAUCUGGGCCUGCCUGGGCUGCGCUCACGUGGCGUGCGGGCGCUACAUCGAAGAGCACGCCCUGCAGCACUUCAAGGAGCAGCGUCACCCGCUGGCCAUGGAGGUCAACGAACUCUACGUCUUCUGCUACCUGUGCGACGACUACGUGCUGAACGACAACGCCACGGGGGACCUCAAGCUGCUGCGGAGCACGCUGGCCGCCAUCCAGAGCCAACGCUACGAGGUCACCACCCGCAGCGGGCGCACCCUCCGCUCGGCCGGCGAGGCGCCCACGCCCCGCGGCGCCAGCGAGCUGCAGCUCCGGGACGAGGACCGCAUGUUCACCGCCCUGUGGCACCGCCGCCUGGCGCUGGCGGCUCGCGUCUUCCGCCUCUGGUUCGGCCUGACCGGCCGCGGCCGGGCCAGGCAGGAGGAGGAGCGGCGGCGGGCGGAGGCGGAGGAGCGCAAACUGGAGGCCAGGGAGCGAAGGCGGGCGCUCAAGAGGCAACUCCGGGAGCAACUGGAGCACGCCCCGCUGAGGAAAAGCCUCCGUUUACGUCGGAGGACUCGCCGAGCGUCGGAAGGCGCCGGCGCUGCCGCGAUGCCCGAAAAGACCAAAACGCCGCCGGCUCCCCUCGCCCGCCGGUCACGCACCGCCUCCGCGCCGACCCCCAAAAAAAACGCGCGCCGGAAAAAUGCUCGAGCCGAAUCCAAAAGUCCUUCUUCCGGCGGCAAACCCAAACGCGAGCCCCCCCGCCAAAGCGCCGGCCGGCAAAAGCGGGCCGCCGAAGAGGGCGGCUCGCCCUUCAAGCGGCGCCCCGCCGUCACUCCCGGGGUGACGGGUUUGAGGAACCUGGGUAACACGUGCUACAUGAACUCUGUCCUGCAAGUGCUGAGUCACCUGCGCGGCUUCAGGGAGUGCUUUCUGCGCCUGGACCUGGCGCAGACGCCGGAGCUGCUGGCGUCCGCCGCGCGGGGCCGGCCGGCGGGCGAGGCCCCGCCCCGUCGGAGCCCGGCGGGGGCGGGCCUGAGCGGCGGCGCCUCGCGGGGAGGCAGCAUGGAGCUGAUCCAGGCCAAAGAGCCCGGCUCCAAGCGCGUCUCCCUGUGCCACGAACUGCGCACGCUCUUCCGGGUGAUGUGGUCGGGCAAGUGGGCGCUGGUGUCGCCCUUCGCCAUGCUGCACUCGGUGUGGCAGCUGAUCCCGACCUUCCGCGGCUACGCCCAGCAGGACGCCCAGGAGUUCCUGUGCGAGCUGCUGGACAAGGUGCAGCGGGAGCUGGAGAGCACAGCCGCGCGUGCCGCGCACAAACGCCUCGUCAAGCAGGUCCUCGGCGUGGUCAACACCAUCUUCCGCGGCCAGCUCCUAAGCCAGGUGACGUGCGUGUCCUGCGAGCGACGUUCCGACACGGUGGAGUCCUUCUGGGACCUGUCGCUGGAGUUCCCCGAGCGUUACCACAGCAACGGCGCCCGCGACUCUGCCGCGCAGACCUCCUGUCACCUCACCGAAAUGUUGGCCAAGUUCACCGAGACGGAGGCGCUGGAGGGCGACAUCUACGCUUGCGACUACUGUAACUCCACGCGAAGGCGGCCCUUGUCCAAAGUCGUCGUCCUCACGCCGGCGCAAAAACAACUGACGGUCCGCAAAAUGCCUCAAGUGCUACGGCUUCACCUGAAGCGCUUCAGGUGGUCCGGUCGCAACCACCGGGAGAAAAUCGGCGUCCACGUCAGCUUCGACCAGCUCCUCGACAUGGAUCCGUACUGCUGCGGCGAACCCGGGCGCUACCUGUACGAGCUCUCCGCCGUGGUGAUGCAUCACGGGAAAGGCUUCGGAUCGGGCCACUACACUGCCUACUGUUACAACUCGGCGGGAGGUUUCUGGGUUCACUGCAACGACUCCAAGAUGAACGUGUGCUCCGUGGACGAGGUGUGCCGAGCGCAGGCCUACAUUCUCUUCUACACGCAGACGGUCGCUCGGGGCAAAGACCGGCCGCCGUAG